Aspergillus mulundensis is the source of this 489-nucleotide messenger RNA. RefSeq lists its product as uncharacterized. The record is from RefSeq and is a predicted model, not a curated record. The coding region runs from base 1 to 489 and encodes 162 amino acids. NCBI's taxonomy places the organism in Eukaryota, Fungi, Ascomycota, Eurotiomycetes, Eurotiales, Aspergillaceae. The transcript has 2 exons.
AUGGCCGGAAAUGCCAACCCAGCCUUGCAAUCCCCAAGGGCCAAGAAAUAUACCUGGGCCGUGCAACUCGAGCAUCGCGGCGGGAAUGUGACACAGUCCACCAUCCAUGUUACAAACCAUGCCAAGGGCGAUGUAGUGCAGGGCCUCUGGAAGGCGGCCAAGCAUGACCUAAACCACAAGGAAAAAGCCCUUGCCGCUCUUGGGUUGCUGGAUGUAAGAGCCGAAAUAGUUCCGUCCCCGGAGGAAAACCUUUACCAUGCGCGUACCUCGAGCACGUCUCGUUCGGCCUUCCGACCGCUCAAGCUGAUCACCAUGAGUGAUCUCAGCCUUUCCGUGUUCUCCAAGGUACUCACUCAGAUGAGCCCUGGUGAAUAUACAGUCCGCUUCACGGUCUUUGACAAACAGCCAUUAAUUACCAAGAUCGGGCGCGCUGUUGUGGUGGUGUUAGCAGUUGGAGCUCAGGUUGGGUUGUCGUUCGUGGACAUGUAA